UUUGCAGACCACGCUGCUAAACAGCGAGGGGAGGCUCAUGCGUCCCUAAUAUCCAUCACUCCCUGCUUCCAGCGUGGUCGCAGACAGAGCAACAAAGAGGGUCUCAGAGAUGGGAAAUUCUUAUGCUGGUCAGCUCAAGACAACACGGUUUGAAGAAGUGUUGCAUAAUUCUAUCGAGGCCUCUCUCCGCUCAAACAACUUAGUUCCCAGACCAGUCUUUUCUCAGUUGUAUUUGGAAGCUGAACAGCAACUAUCAUCACUGGAAGCAGGCAGCAGAGCAGAUAAUGAAGAAGAAGAAGAAGAAGAGGAGGAAGAAGAAGGCUCAGAAUCAAGUAGUCCUCCUGUUUCUUACCAGGUGAAGCCUCCCCCAGAAGGAUGUUGCACUACUGAUGGUUUCUGCCAGGCUGGUAAAGAUUUGAGGCUGGUUUCAAUUUCUAAUGAACAUAUUGAGGUACCAUCCGGAUUUUUACUUGUUGGUGCAAAGUCACCAAAUUUACCUGAUCACCUGUUAGUGUGUGCUGUGGAUAAAAGAUUCCUGCCAGAUGACAACGGGCGCAAUGCCCUAUUGGGCUUCUCUGGCAAUUGUGUUGGCUGUGGCAAGAAGGGUUUCUGCUACUUUACAGAAUUCUCAAAUCACAUUAAUCUUAAACUGACCACUCAGCCCAAGAAACAGAAACACUUAAAGUAUUAUCUGGUCAGGAAUGCACAGGGAGCUCUGACCAAAGGAUCUGUAAUCUGCUGGAAAGGGACAGAGUUCAGAGGCCGGCAGUCUUCAACCAGUACCUGCUCAAACACCUUGUUCCAAUUGCCAGAAAGCUCAGGCCUCUCAGGAAGCACCUCCAGUGAGCCUCUCCCACCUGCAAAUCCCAGUGCUCCACCUGGGACUCAGCAAACAGCUGCAGCCGUAGAUCACACCCCUUCAACAGCUGCAUUCAGCUCAGCAGUUUAUAAUGGCAAGGAAUCACCUAAAAAACAGCUGAUGAAAAAUAACCUGUCUGCUCUGACAAGACCUUCAGUGUUAGGCACAUUAACAAAUUCAGGACCUCCAAAAAAGCGCCAUAAAGGUUGGUCACCAGAAUCUCCGUCAUCCACUGAAACUUGGAACUUGCAGCUCAAUCCACAGGCUUCAAACAGAAUUAAAAAUGAUGGAGGAAGCCUGUCAUCUUUACCACAUUCUGCUUUGGUGGGACCAGCCUCCUCUCCAAUGGUGGGCUCAGGAGAACCAGUCUCAGUUCCUGACAACUUGCUGAAAAUCUGUAAAGCAAAACCAGUUAUUUUUAAAGGUCAUGGAAACUUCCCAUAUCUCUGUGGGAACAUUAAUGAUGUGAUAGUGAGUCCUUUGUUGUACACCUGUUACAGAAAUUCACAGUCUUUGUCUAGAGCAUAUGAACAAUACGGUGCAUCCACAAUACAGCCUAUUUCUGAGGAAAUGCAGCUGUUACUGACUGUCUACUACCUUGUUCAACUAGCUGCAGACCAGGUCCCUUUGAUUGAGGAUUUGGAGCAAAUAUUCAUGCGCUCCUGGCGGGAAUCCCACCUGUCUGAAAUCCGUCAGUACCAGCAGGCUGUUCCCCAGGCCUUCCCCCAGGUGCCCAGCCAGAUCACCCCGGUGACUUCAGCCCAGCUGCCCUGGCUGGCAGGGCUGGCAGCCAGCUCCUGUAAUGACAGUGUCCAUAUCAUUGAGUGCAGCUACUCCCUGGCAGAAGGGCUUUCAGAAAUGUUUAAGCUACUCAUUGAAGGAAAAUUAAUGAAGACAAACUAUGUGGUGAUCAUAUGUGCCAGUAGAAACCGAGCCAUUGACUCUUGCAUUGUGAUAACAGGAAAGUAUCAGGCAAGAGUUCUGUCUGAGAGCAUGCUCAGUCCUUCAGACUACCAAAAAGAAGUUAACUAUCAGCUGGUCACAGGGAAGGUGGAAACUCUGGGGUCUUUCUUUAGCACACUCUGCCCAGAGGGUGACAUUGAUCUUUUGCUGGAAAAAUUUUAUCAAGAAAACCAAGGACACAUCUCUUCAUCACUUUCUGCUUCAGUGAAUAAACCAACAGCAGUGAAUGGAGCUGGAACAGCUGUGUGUACAAGUUAUGAGAUUGAACGACAUCAAAUUCGUCCAUUCCAGCUAGCAGUGGCUCAGAAAUUGCUGUCUCAUAUUUGCUCAAUUGCUGACUCCAGCACUCAAAAUCUUGAUUUGGGUUCCUUCGAGAAAAUUGAUUUCUUGAUUUGUGUUCCACCCUCCGAAGUGACUUAUCAACAGACUUUGUUUCAUCUCUGGCACUCAGGUAUAUUAUUAGAACUUGGAUUAGAAAAGGAACAUCUUACAAAGCAGAGAGUGGAACAGUAUGUUAUGAAACUAGAUGCAGAAGCCCAAAUUAAAUUCCAAAUAUUUUUACAAAACUCUGUGCAGAAUCCACACACACUGUUUGUCCUAAUCCAUGAUCAUGCACACUGGGAUCUAAUGAGUGCUAUGCAUAGCCUUUAUCCUCAAACAGAGCUGUCGACAGGACUUGUUGAUAGACUGUUGAACUGCAGGGAGGUGAAAGAGGCACCAAAUAUUGUGACCCUCCAUGUGACUUCCUUCCCCUAUGCGCUGCAGACACAGCAUACUCAUAUCAGCCCUUACAAUGAGAUCCACUGGCCUUCUUCAUACAGCAAUGGUGUAGAUUUAUACCAUGAAAACAAGAAAUACUUUGGACUGUCAGAAUUCAUUGAGUCCACCCUCUCUGGACAUAGUAUUCCACUGCUUCGGUACGACAGCUCUUUUGAAGCAAUGGUCAUGGCUUUGGGAAAGAGGUUCCCCAGAUUACACAGUGCAGUGAUAAGGACUUUUGUCCUCAUCCAACACUAUUCUGCAGCUAUGAUGGCAGUGUGUGGUCUUUCUCAGAUGAAGAAUUACACCUCAGUUGAAACUCUGGAAAUCACCCAAAAUCUAAUAAACUCUUCAAGACAAUGUCCCAGUGGCCACGGCCUCAUGGUAGUGUUGAGAAUUCCAUGUAUCCCUCUGGCUGCAGUGGCAUAUGAACGUCUGUAUAAUGUAAGGGAAAGACUCGCCCUUGAAGAUAACUUUGAAAUAAUCUUGGGAAAUCCUAAUUCCGGAAUCACAAUCGGGAAGCACUUUGUGGAACAACUAAAGAUCUGGCACAAAAUUGAGGAUGUAGAUUGGAGGCCACAGACCUAUUUGGAUUUGGAAGGCUUGCCUUGCAUAUUGAUAUUUAGUGGGAUGGAUCCACAAGGGGAGUCUUUGCCACGAUCACUGAGAUACUGUGACCUACGUUUAAUAAAUUCAUCUUCUUUGGUACGGACAAGCCUGGAGCAAGAACUUGGUUUGGCAGCAUACUUUGUGAGCUCAGAAAUUCACACAGAGAAAGCAGUUGUGAAUGAUGUGUUAGAAAGUGACCCAGAGAAACUAAGCAGUACUGACAAUGAAGAUGAAGAAAUACCAACAGAAGGUUCUACUUCAGAAAAGAGAAGUCCUAUGAAAAGAGAAAGAUCACGUUCCCAUGACUCUGCAUCUUCAUCUCUCUCUUCAAAAGCUUCCACAUUCUGCACUGAGUCAUCUCCUCCCCAAGCCCUAGGUAACAGCACUGAAGAAACUACAAAUAACUAUGAAAGGCAGAAGCAGAAAGUAGACAAAGGGGCACAAACAACAAUCAGCAAACACUUGCCACCAGUAACUGAACAGCUGGAUAUGAAACAAAACAUAAAAAGUACCCAAGUCUCCAUCACCUCAUCAUCCUCCCCACCUUUCUCCUCCUCUUCUUCCUCUUCUGCACCUACUCAUAACUCCUUCAUCCUACAGACAUCUCAAUGCUCCAUGACCAAAGCAUCAAAACAGCCUCCCAUAGUUUUCCUGCCCAAACUGGUUUAUGACAUUGUUACUUCUACAGACAGCAGUGGACUUCCCAAAUCCUCUUCCCUCUUGCCUUACCAUUCUGUUAUGUGGGCAAGUUCUUUUCGUCCUCUUAUGAGCAAGAUGAUGACGUGCACAGAGCAGUCUCUGUACUACCGCCAAUGGACGGUUCCCAAGCCAAUCCAUAUGGACUACAACAACAGAAAUGAGGGCAGAAUGGACACCUUUCACCCAAGGAGGCUGCUGCUGAGUGGGCCACCACAGAUAGGGAAAACAGGUGCCUAUCUGCAGUUCCUCAGUAUUUUGUCCCGAAUGCUGAUUAGACUGACAGAAGUGGAUGUUUAUGAUGAGGAAGAAAUCAACAUUAACAUAAAAGAAGAAUCUGAUCAAUACUACCAUCAGCCUGGAGAUAUGUGGCCAGAUUUGGAGUCAUUUAAGAAGAUGCCUUUUGACUACACCAUCCAUGAUCCAAAAUAUGAAGAUGCAAGUCUGAUUUGUUCAAAGCUUCAGACUAUAAACAGUGAAGAGAGAUCAAUGAGCAGGAGACAGGAAGAUAUGUACACGUGCCGUCAAACAACUAGGAUGAGAUUGUCCAAGUAUGCAGCAUAUAAUACCUACCAUCACUGUGAACAGUGCCAUCAGUACAUGGGUUUCAAUCCCCGGUACCAGAUUUAUGAGUCCACUCUGCAUGCAUUUGCCUUUUCCUAUUCUAUGCUGGGAGAAGAGAUACAGCUGCAUUUUAUCAUUCCAAAAUCAAAGGAGCAUCAUUUUGUCUUUAGCCAACCAGGAAGACAGUUGGAAAGUAUGAGGCUACCGCUAGUCACAGAUAAGAGUGAAGAUUACAUAAAAAGCCCCACUUUUACUCCUACCACUGGCCGUCAUGAACAUGGACUUUUCAAUUUAUAUCAUGCAAUGGAUGGAGCCAGUCAUUUGCAUGUUUUAGUUGUCAAGGAGUAUGAAAUGGCCAUAUAUAAGAAGUAUUGGCCCAACCACAUCAUGCUUGUUCUUCCAAGCAUUUUCAACAGUGCUGGAGUAGGUGCUGCACACUUCCUGAUAAAAGAGUUGUCUUAUCAUAACCUGGAGCUUGAACGGAAUCGGCAGGAAGAGCUGGGGAUAAAACCCCAGGAUAUUUGGCCUUUCAUUGUCAUUUCAGACGACUCCUGUGUUAUGUGGAAUGCAGUAGAAGUUGAUUGUUCAGGAGACAGGAAAAGUGACUAUACAUGGACUGAAAGGAAUGUUUCCCUGAAGCAAAUUCUGCAACACAUUGAAGCAACUCCCAAUGUCACUCAUUAUGCCCUAAUUGGAAUGAGGAAAUGGUCCAGUAAAACAAAUAGUGCUGAGAUCAAGGAACCGUUUUCCUGCUGCCAUGUGCAUGACUUCCUUAUGCUGAAUGUGGAUCUGACACAGAAUGUACAGUACAAUCAGAACAGAUUUACAUGUGAUGAUGUUGACUUCAACUUGCGUGUCCACAGUGCUGGCCUUCUCAUCUGUCGGUUCAACCACUUCAAUGUCAUGAAAAAGCAAAUUGCAGUAGGAGGACAACGAUCCUUCCACAUAAAGUCUAAGGUAUCUGACACUCCAGUUUCAAUCUCCCCUGCUCAGUACAUUUGUGCUCCCGACAGCAAGCACACCUUCUUGGCAGCACCUGCUCAGUUGCUUCUUGAAAAGUAUCUCCAGUAUCACAGCCAUCGCUUCUUCCCUCUCUCACUGAAGAAUUAUAGCCAUCCAGUGCUAUCUGUGGACUGUUACCUUAACUUAGGACCACAGAUUGCAGUUUGCUACGUGAGUUCUCGGCCUCAUUCUCUGAAUAUCAGUUCCUCUGGUUUGACAUUCAGUGGUCUCCUGCUGUACCUCUGUGACUCCUUUGUUGUAGCUAGCUUUUUGAAGAAGUUUCAUUUUCUUAAAGGUGCCACCCUGUGUGUGAUUUGCCAGGAUCGCAAUUCUCUCCGCCAGACUGUUGUCCGGUUGGAGCUGGAAGACGAAUGGCAGUUCCGCCUGCGGGACGAAUUCCAGACUGCCAAUGCCAAAGAGGACAGACCACUUUUCUUCCUGACUGGACGACAUAUUUAACUGAAAAGAGACACAUUUCCGGAAUGACACAAGACACUAAUUGCCACCAUCUCAUGAAAUUACUUUUGAGAGGCUCUGCUUUCUGAACAGAAACAGGACUGUUUUCUGUUGUUUAUUAGAAUGAUGUUUAAUCAGACAGUUUAAGAUCAUAUUUACAAACAUUGACGUGACUUUUCUAAUUUAACGUUCUGAUGGAAGUCAUCCCUAAUUCCUGAUAGAGACACAGAGACUUACAUGGUGGAAAGCAUUUCAUAGCAGAAGAGAGCUCAAUGAGUGCACUUCUCCUGUGACAAAGAAGACCACGUGCAAGUUCAUAAAGAAAAGGUUUAGGAAACUUUUUGCACAUUACAGAAAUAGGAAAUAUAAAUUUAGAAGCA
Vidua macroura (Pin-tailed whydah) is the source of this 6288-nucleotide messenger RNA. RefSeq names its product growth regulating estrogen receptor binding 1 (gene GREB1). Lineage: Eukaryota; Metazoa; Chordata; Aves; Passeriformes; Viduidae. The coding region runs from base 110 to 5911 and encodes 1933 amino acids. Gene Ontology annotation, biological process: multicellular organism development. The record is from RefSeq and is a predicted model, not a curated record. The transcript is spliced from 33 exons.